CGUAAACAGAAGACAUCUGGACAGUGUCGCAUUCAUGGCCAGUCUCCUCAAGCGUCUCACAAGGAAGAGGAAGAACCCCGCGGACACGGACGCGGACACGGACACGGACAAAAAGAAGGGCGUCCUGAAGAGCGGCAUCGAGGAAUCGGCUGAGGACAGCGAGGACGUUGGCCCACUGGAAAUCAGUGACGACUGCAAAGGGAAGGCCCUCGGGACUGAUUUGGUCUUCGUCCACGGACUUCGCGGGUCGCGACUGAAGACUUGGUCGAGCCAAGACUGUUUCUGGCCCAGAGACUUGCUGAAAGACGACGUGAAGGAUGUCAGAAUCAUCACCUGGGGCUACGAUGCCGAUAUAGCCAAUGCAUUUUCUUAUGCUGGCAAAGAGAGUAUCUUUGGCCAUGCGAAAACGUUACUUGAUGACUUGGCGAGAGCUCGGAUUGGCAUCACCCGACCUAUUGUCUUUAUCUGUCACAGUCUUGGGGGCCUGGUUGUGAAGCAGGCUUUGAUUAAGUCAGCCGAAUACAAGAGCAACAACAGACAUCCUCACCUCGGCGAGAUAUAUGCUCGUACCACCGGCGUGAUAUUUCUCGGGACGCCACAUCGAGGAAGCGACAAGGAGUCUCUAGCAGAAGUGGCGGCAAAUGUCGCCUAUCUCUCUUUUCGUCAACCCAAUAUCCAGCUCCUACAGACAUUGAAGUCAGAUGCUCAUGCCCUGGAUGAGCAGCGAGACCAAUUCACAACAAUCUCCCAAAACCUGAGAAUAGUGUGCGGUAAGGAGGAGAUUCCAACUGGAAUUGGCUUGAUUGUAAAACCUGCUUCUGCCAUCUACGAUGGCUUUCACGUUGAUCAGUUUACCAUCCAUGCGAAUCACAUGAACAUGGUAAAGUUCGCAUCAAAGAAAGACCCAGGCUAUCAAAGGACUCUUUUCCAUAUUAACAACCUUCGCAAAGUCCAACAGCCAGAGGACCAGCAAGAGAAUGAGAGAAUUGCGGCUCGAAAAGAGCAAAUCUUGAAGCACCUGGACUUCUCCACUAUGAGCAAUCGAGAGGAUAAGAUCGAGGACGCGUACGCGGAUACUUGCACCUGGGUACUGGACCACGGAUCAACAACCAACGCGUCGUCUCCCAAGCCCUGUGAGUUUUUAUCCUGGCUCAAGAAUGAGGAAACCUUUUUCUGGAUCAGUGGUAAAGCGGGCUGUGGCAAGUCGACUCUGAUGAAGUACAUAUACCAAAAUGACGAAACUAAAAGGCAACUCUCUCUAUGGGCCAACGGAAAAGAAUUAAUACUAGCUGGAUACUUCUUCUUCGAACGAGGCGACAAAAACCAGAAAUCGAGAGAAGGAAUGCUUCGAAGCAUUUUGCACCAAGUUCUACGGAACCGACCCUCCCUUAUCCCUAAGGUCUUUGCGAAGUUCUUCGUGGAUUCGUCGCCACUUCCUCAAGAAUUUGAUUCUUAG
Cladophialophora immunda is the source of this 1456-nucleotide messenger RNA. RefSeq lists its product as uncharacterized. The record is from RefSeq and is a predicted model, not a curated record. The transcript has 5 exons. NCBI's taxonomy places the organism in Eukaryota, Fungi, Ascomycota, Eurotiomycetes, Chaetothyriales, Herpotrichiellaceae. Bases 35 to 1456 code for a protein of 473 amino acids.